Molecule: messenger RNA, 1396 nt
Organism: Lathyrus oleraceus (garden pea)
Lineage: Eukaryota; Viridiplantae; Streptophyta; Magnoliopsida; Fabales; Fabaceae
Exons: 3
Coding region: 155-943 (262 amino acids)
Cellular component (GO): chloroplast envelope
Source: RefSeq, a predicted model, not a curated record
UGAGAGAUGAAUUCAUCCAAACUAAAUUGCCUCAAUCCGUAAUAAAAAAAAUGCUGAAAAUCAUAUUGUGAUGAUAUCGAUACAAAUCAAAUCAAUGUUGCUUCUUCUUCUUCUCAAAUCACACUAACACUUUCAACUUAAAACCAAAAAAAAAAUGUUACUCACUCAUAACCUUCAUCUCCCUUUCACUCAUUCACUCUUCACCACCCCCUUCCGCCCCUUGCACCUCACCACUCCAAUCCUCAACCUCAAAUCACCAUCCACACCCCCCAGGUUUACUUCCUUCACCGUCCACGCCGAUUCAUCUAGCCGUCAAUCCCAACCGUCUAUCCCCAACCAUGUCGUCGUCAAUUCCAUCUUCGAUUCCUUCCUUUCGCUUCUCGAAUUCCUGUGCCUUCUCUCUUCGCUCAUCGUGUCGGUUAGCGUCGCCGUGAUUGCGCUUUGGAAGAAGGAGUUGUAUGAAACGAUUGGUAACAGAGUUGCUCCGUUGAGUAUGUUGUUGUUGGUGGUCGGUGUUUUGACUGGUGCGUUGAUUAGGAGAAGGAGGGAUAUUAUGAUCAGUGGAGUUCCGGUGUCGAAGAUGAGUCUGUUGCCGAGGAUUCAGAAAUUGGAAGGGGAUUUGGCUAGGUCUGCCGAUGUUAUUAGGGUUUUGUCUAGGCAGCUUGAGAAAUUGGGGAUGAGGUUUCAACUCACUCGGAAGAAUUUGAAGGAACCUAUAUCUGAGACGGCUUCUCUCGCACAGAAGAAUUCCAAGGCAGCAACAGUAUUAGCCAUGCAAUCAGACGUUUUGGAGAAGGAGGUCGAGGAAAUUCAAAAAGUUUUACUAGCAAUGCAGGAACAACAGCAAAAACAACUCGAUCUCAUUCUUGCAAUUGUGAAGCCAGGUAACCCAUGGGAAAGCAAGCAAAUUAAUGAGGUGAAUCAGGAGGUCCACCAAAUUUGAAGCUUGGUACAAAUUCCAGAGUGAUGAAUCUUAGCGAAACAUUCUGAUUUUUGAUGUGAACACUGAAUCAUCUAUCAACACACGAGGUCAAAUUAACAAUAAUUUUAUCACAUAAAUAAUUAUUACACUUUUCUAAGGGCACCGUCGGAAGGUUCCUGUGGAUACAGGUGAAAAGAAAUUAAUCAAUGAGUCAAUUCAAUCUAAGGGGAGAAUGAUCUGAACUCUCUGAUUUGUGGUAAAGUUCGGGAACGUGAUGUUGGUUCUGUGUUUGUGCAUGUACUUUCAUUUCAAGUUUACAUGGUGCUCAUCAUCAAAACUUGUCACAGUUCACAUCUUUACUUUGUAUCAAAAACAUAUGAAUAUACAUAGGUGUGGAACACUUUGGUCCAGACUAGUGAUUGUUCUAUUUGGGUCAAGUUUUUCUAUAUCAAAUGAAAAAUAGGAUUGAAGUCA